Molecule: messenger RNA, 2755 nt
Organism: Salvia miltiorrhiza (redroot sage)
Lineage: Eukaryota; Viridiplantae; Streptophyta; Magnoliopsida; Lamiales; Lamiaceae
Molecular function (GO): protein binding
Source: RefSeq, a predicted model, not a curated record
AAUUCCUUUGUAUUCUUUUAACAUUAAAUAUUGAUGGCUUUUCUUUGCAUUGAUUUUUUUAAAAAAAUCAAAGUGAAUUUGGAAACACCAAUCCAGUGGCACUGCGACGGUAGUGAAAAAGGAAGUUAUUGCCCAUAAAAUAACCCCUCCGUCUCUGGCGCUCACUUAUUUCAACUUCUCUCCCCCUCUCGACUUUCGUGCUCCCAUUCUCUCUCUCUCUCUCUCUCAACCAACACUAACAACGUGAACUGAAAAAACAAUUCACUCACUCCGCGACCACCUCAUCCUCAUUCACUCUACUCCUACCUGCAUUCGAGCGCUCUCUCCGCCGGAAAUGAUGGUACUGAGGCACGGCGGAGGAGGGAGCGGCGGCGGAUUUCUGGCUGGCAAGCAAGUUGUUCCGCUAAACUACGAAGCUGAGGUCUCGCAGCGCCUUCUAGAUUCCGCGCUUUGCAAUGAUCUCAAAUCGGCUCAUGAAUGCCUCGCCGAUCCCUUCGUUGACGUCAACUACGUCGGUGCCGUUUGCUUGAAGAUUCGGAAGACCGGCGUCGUUUUGCGGGAGGAAUCGCAAGGCGAAGUGCGCGUCUGUUACGAGGAAUUCCGAACUGAUGCUACGGCCUUGUUUGUUGCUGUUACUAAUGGAAACUUGGCCUUAGUCAGGAGAUUACUGAGUGUUGGAGCCGAUGUGAACCUACACUUGUUUAGAGGCUACGCAACGGCAGCAGCUGCUAGAGAGGGCCAUUACGAAAUCCUUGAGAUCCUUCUCAAAGCUGGGGCAUCUCAACCAGCUUGUGAGGAAGCACUUUUGGAGGUUAGUAGCCAUGGACACUCUCAGUUAGUGGAGCUACUAAUGGCAUCUGACCUUAUCAGGCCGCACGUUGCUGUUCAUGCCCUCGUUACUGCUUGCUGUAGAGGCUUUGUUGAGGUGGUUGAUACUCUCAUCAAGUGUGGAGUAGAUGCCAAUGCAACUGAUCGUGUUUUGCUUCAAUCUUGUAAGCCUUCUCUGCAUGCAAAUGCCGAUUGUACUGCACUUGUGGCUGCCGUAGUUAGUAGGCAGAUAUCUGUGGUCCGGCUACUACUGAAGGCUGGUGUUAGAACUGAUGUCAAAGUGCAUCUUGGAGCAUGGUCAUGGGAUUUGGCUUCUGGUGAGGAAUUUCGGGUUGGUGCAGGACUCGCUGAGCCUUAUCCAAUCACUUGGUGCGCUGUCGAAUAUUUUGAAGCAACCGGUUCUAUACUGAAGAUGCUCCUUCAGUGCAUCUCCCCUGAUACUCCUCAUUUUGGAAGAACUCUUCUCCACCACGCCAUUCUAUGCGACAAUGAAGAGGCUGUGAACGUACUUGUAAAAUGUGGUACAUGCUUAGAGACAUCGGUCAUGACCACACAACAUCGUCCCAUACAUAUGGCUGCUCGUCUUGGAUUUUCAACAAUUCUUCCUACUUUGAUUGAUUCGGGCAGUGAUGUGAACUCCAGAACAGUGUCUGGUGAGACAGCGGUAAUGAUCUGUGUGAGGUAUAAGCAGGAAGAAUGCCUCCAAGCAUUGGCAAAGGCAGGUGCUGACCUUGGCUUGGUUAACUCGGCUGGGCAAUCAGCAGCUUCCAUCGCUCGUUCAAACCGAUGGUAUGCCAAUUUCCAACAAGUAUUGCUGAAUGUAAUACGCAGCGGAACUAUGCCGACAUCCACCAACAAGUCUGCUUUCUCGCCCUUGUUAUUCGUGGCUGGAUCUGGUGAUGUUGUUAGCUUGAAAGCUGUGAUGGGAGAAGCAGAUAUCGAGCUAGAUGAGCAGGACGACAGAGGCUUCUCCGCAGUCAUGAUUGCUGCAGCGGAGGGCCACGUUGAUGCCUUCCGUUUACUCGUAUAUGCUGGAGCUGAUGUGAAGCUAUGCAAUAAAUCCGGUGAGACUGCCAUCACACUCUCCAAGCUCAGCAAGAAGAGUGAUCUAUUCGAGAAGGUGAUGCUCGAGUUCGCUCUGGAGAAGGGAAACCGCAUAGCUGGAGGAUUCUACGCCCUGCACUACGCUGCCCGACGAGGAGACUUGGAAGCAGUCAAGCUUUUAGCAAGCAAAGGGUACGACGUGAAUGCCGCCGAUGGGGAAGGCUACACACCACUCAUGCUGGCAGCAAGGGAAGGCAAUGGCAAAAUGUGCCAACUACUCAUCUCUUCAGGAGCAGAUUUCGGCAUGGUAAACGCCAAGGGCGAAACUGCGCUAUCAAUAGCUAGAAAACACCGAGGGAAGGAGGCUGAGGACGUGAUACUGGACGCGCUUGCAUGCAAGGUGGUGACAGAUGGCUCCCAGCUGCAAAAACACACCAAGGGAGGCAAGGGAGCGCCACACACGAAGCUCGUUACUAUGGUACGAGCAAAUGGAGUCCUACGGUGGGGGAAGUCGAGCUGCAGGAAUGUGAUCUGCCUGGAGGCGGAAGUAGGGCCGAGCUUGAGCUUCCAGCGGAAUAGGCGGAGGAAGGGUGAUGGUGAUGAAGCGGGGAUUUUUCGGAUUAGGACUAGGAAAAAUAAGGAGGUGCAUUUUGUGUGUGAAGGAGGGAUGGAGGUGGCGGAGCUGUGGGUGCGUGGGAUUAGGCUGCUCACCGGAGAAGUUAUUUUUGGCAAGUAGGAAUUCAUUGGCUUAGUGUACAGUUAUGUUAGCAAUGAUCACUAGUACUUCAUCUCGAAGUAUUUGGAACUGGGAAUCUAUUUCUCUUACAUUCUGCACUUGUAAAUUCAUUUUUUUAUGUCAAUUCAGUUAUUCUACUUGUUAACA